Messenger RNA from Nicotiana attenuata, 1188 nucleotides. Its product is annotated as proteasome subunit alpha type-1-B-like. The record is from RefSeq and is a predicted model, not a curated record. The transcript is spliced from 2 exons. Gene Ontology annotation, biological process: ubiquitin-dependent protein catabolic process. Bases 149 to 973 code for a protein of 274 amino acids. Gene Ontology annotation, cellular component: proteasome core complex, alpha-subunit complex; proteasome core complex. Lineage: Eukaryota; Viridiplantae; Streptophyta; Magnoliopsida; Solanales; Solanaceae.
CUUCACUCUUGCCUUGAAGAAAAAGAAAAGACAACUCAAAGCUUUCACUCUCCAACUCCAUUAAAGGAGCUUCGCAUUGCACACAGUGUGUGAUUCCAAACUCCAAAAAACGACAUCGUUUUAUAAUCCCUAACAUUUGACAAACAGAAUGUUCAGAAACCAGUACGAUACCGACGUGACGACAUGGUCACCGGCGGGGAGGCUAUUUCAGGUAGAGUACGCAAUGGAGGCAGUGAAGCAAGGUUCAGCGGCAAUAGGUUUGAGAUCGAAGACGCACGUGAUUCUCGCGUGCGUUAAUAAGGCGAAUUCCGAGUUAUCCUCUCACCAGAAGAAGAUCUUCAAAGUUGAUGACCACAUCGGAGUUGCAAUCGCCGGACUUACUGCCGACGGCCGUGUACUUUCUCGUUAUAUGCGUAAUGAGUGCAUUAAUUAUAGUUACGCUUAUGAGUCGCCGUUGCCUGUAGGCCGCCUUGUUGUUCAGCUCGCUGAUAAAGCUCAGGUCUGCACUCAACGAUCCUGGAAACGGCCUUAUGGUGUUGGCCUGCUUGUUGGUGGGCUGGAUGAGUCUGGUGCUCACCUUUAUUACAACUGCCCUAGUGGUAACUACUUCGAGUAUCAAGCUUUUGCCAUUGGAUCUCGAUCACAAGCUGCCAAAACCUACUUGGAACGUAGGUUUGAGACUUUCAUGGACUCUUCACGGGAAAGCCUGCUUAAGGAUGCACUCUUUGCACUGAGAGAAACUUUGCAAGGAGAAAAAUUAACAAGCUCCAAUUGCACGGUCGCAGUGGUUGGAGUAGGAGAGGCUUUCCAUAUGUUGGACAAGGAAACAAUACAGGCAUUGAUCAAUGAAUUUGAGAUAGCUGGUGAAGAAGCUCCUGCUGCUGCCCCAGAGGAAGCUGGUAGUGAUGAACCAGCAGCAGCACCUGAAGAGGGCGCCCCUGCUGAUCAAGGAGCUGCCCCAAUGGAUAUCUGAUGAUGUUAUGUCCUCCUUUAGGCCUCACUUCUUUCAUAUUCAGAGAUUUCUUGUGUUAGAAUAUUGAGAUUUUGUGUGGCACAAUGGGUAAUAUUUUCUGCUUGGAUAUUUUAUUAUGCAAUCAUGCUUUACUUUGGUCCAAACAUGUCAAAGCUCAUGCUUCUGAAGUUGAACUAUAAACAGUUUAAAUGACUUUGUCGGGUUGGAGAGCUCUC